AACUUUUUUUUAAACAAUUUACGAAGACGUAUUAGGGCUUCUUCAACUCAGUCACUUACGCAGAAUCCGUGGAAUAUGGUCCUCGCCUACUGUAUAACGUGACUUCUGCGUGGGGAGGACAAUUAAAAGCGGGAUUAGUAAAUAUCACCUGGUUAGUCCACUUGUCGAGAAGAAGGGAGGACUGCACAACAAUGUCCACGUCUGUGAACGUGUAACUGCGAGUUCAACCGAGUGAGGUUCGGUUCCGUUUAAAGAAUAACAAGACAUUUCGGUGUGAUGGAGUGGCGAGAACAGUCCACGGUGAGCUGCCAGGACGCGUACGUGGAGGCACAGAGGUGGAUCGAAGCAGUCACCAAGCAAACAUUUAAGGGCAAAGACUUCCGUUCGGCUCUGGAGAGUGGAGUUCUGCUGUGCGAUGUGAUCAACAAGAUCAAGCCCGGCAUCAUCAAGCGGGUCAACAGACUGCCAACUCCAAUCGCUGGUUUGGACAACAUAAACGUCUUCCUCAAAGCCUGCCUCAAGCUCGGACUCAAAGAGGCACAACUCUUUCACCCCGGGGACCUCCAGGACUUGUCGUCAAGAGUCACAGUCAAUGAUGAAGAAACUGACCGAAGACUCAGGAAUGUGUUGAUCACACUUUACUGGCUUGGUAGAAGAGCUCAGGACGAGCGUUCCUAUGAUGGACCUUAUCUAAAUUUCAAGGCAUUCGAGGGAUUACUUGGCACAGCACUUCAUAAGGCUCUACACGAACUGUCUGGUCAGACAGGCAGCAGCACCCAAGACAGUGGUUUGGGAGACAGCUGGUCUUCGGAGCGAGAGGAGCGGCAUCAGUUAAAAGGAAGAGGAGGUGGACACAGGAGAGACGACUCCUUCGACAGUUUGGACUCUCUGGGCUCCCAGACGCUAAGCAUCUCAUCGGAAGCCACACUCAAAGGCAGCAGCGAGGGUUGUUGCAGUGACGCCGAGGCCGACGCAGCUUUCAGAAUGGCCGACAAGGAGUCUCUUAGUUACCGCCGCUCUGUCAACCUCACACCGAAGGUCACAACACAGUUCAACCAGUUCCUGCCCACUAAAGACAAGACCGCGGCAUAUGUUCCCGCUCCCCUGAGGAAGAAACGAGCUGAGCGCACCGACGACAGCCGACGCAGUUGGGCCAACCCCAUGGAUGAGGAUGACCUCCCGAUCACCAGACAACAGCAAGAAAAAGACAGUUUCGACGGGAGCAAAUCAACAAAUGACAUCACUGAGGAACCUGUGUUGAUCAGACGACCGUCUCAAUAUGAAGCUCUCGAGAAAUACCGCGAUCAGAUUAAGCAGAGUGACGAUAAGUGGCAGGAUGACUUAAGCAAAUGGAAGAACCGGCGUAAGAGUGUCAAUUCUGACAUUGUUAAAAAGAAAGAAGAGAGGGAAAAGGUUGAGCAGAUCACACACGGCGGCAGCACCAGAAACUCCAAGACCUUCAAGGAGAUGCAAGAUGAGAGGGAGAAGAGGCGGAGCGGCAGCCUCAGCAGCCGCAUUGGGUCGCUCAGCUUUGACAACGACAGCGACGUAUUUGAGAAACCGAAACCCCGUACCCGGGACAGCAUGACCAGAAGCUACACUAUUAACACUUUUAAUCACUCCUCCGGCUCGUCUGAGCCCGCUCGGAAAGAGGUCAAGCCCCCAGAUGUCUCGCUGAGGUCCACAAAGCAGGAAGCCGAGUCCGUUAAAGUUCCCGGCAGGGCCACCGCUCGCAGCCCAUUCAGCACACCCAAACCUUCCGAAGCCACGUCCUCGCUCAGGAGUUCAGUCUUUGAAAGCACGGCCAGAACAAAGGAGCGCUCACUACUUCCGAAAGCCUCGCAAAAGGUGCCUGAGCCCGAGAGCCCGGUCAAGGUGCAGCCCCCAACUUCUGGUUCCAUAUUCAAACCAUCGCUGGCCAGCAAGACAGACGCCAACGCUGCGGCGGUUUCUCGGAUAUCCGCCUCCCUUCCUCGGAGCUACCAGAGAUCGGAUAGUGCGCGGCUAUCGUCAGUCAUCACGCCAAGACCUUUUGGGACCCAGGCAACCCGUGUAGGCUCACUUACCCGGAGUGUCACACUGAACGACUCUAACAGUCGCAUCAACGGCAACACCGCCGUUCCUAAGAAUGCGUCGGUGCCGAGCCGCUAUCAUCAAUUCAUGACCGUCGAAGAAAUGGCCCAGUCGCAGUUGAGCCCCGUCCACAGCAGCGAGGACGACGACGAAGCGCAAGAAGACACCACAGGGAAGAGUGUCACCUCUACAUCAAGCAUCUCAUCCCGCACAGUUCAGGUCAAGAGGGACCUUCCAGCUAACGAAGCCAGCAAGGAAAGUAUGUGCGAGAUGCGGAUCAGCCUCAACCAGAAGCCCAACAGCAGUCGAGACUUUGGCUUUGACGUGGCGUGGGAUUCUAGUGGGGCUCACGUCAAUUACAUCCAACCAGGCAGCCCAGCUGAUAUAUUCCAGUUGCAGGCUGGGGACGAGGUGCUGACAUUGAACAGCCACCGGGUGGCGGACAUGAGCUACCUUGACUGGAAGGCCGGCAUGGACCGAGCUCUGCAGGAGGGCAAUUUGGUGAUGGACAUCAGGCGUUAUGGCAAGAGCAACUGGGACAGAGAUCCGUCUUCCCCGCCAUUUAAAGGCCAUAAGACCAUCAAUCUGACCAGUAUGGAUCAUACCACACUUGUAGGUUUCCCUGAGGCCGGUGCCACCAACAUGCUGGAUUUUACUUCGCUCUCUGACACGUCCGCCAAGGCCACCACCCACUCGGUCGUGGAUGUGGCUUCCAACGGCGUCGAUGGUGGUUACCCCAAAGUGUCCAUGAUGACAAAAGAAUCAGAGCCCAUUUCUAUGAUAAACUUAAAACGGAGAUCAGAGUUUUUUGAGAAAGGAUCAGCAGGCUCUGACAUGCCAGAUAUACCUGUUCCACCACUCACCGCGUCUUCAACUCGCUGGUCCUGGGAUCCAGAAGAGGAACGCAGGCGACAGGAGAAGUGGCAGAAGGAGCAGGAGCGCCAAUUACAGGAGAAAUAUAAACGUGACCAGGAGAAACUGCAUGAGGAGUGGACAAAGGCUCAGGAGGAGAUCUCUAGCAGUGUUCCACAACGCGAGCCAGCGGGCCCAACGCUCGCCUACUGGGACCUAGAGCAGGAGCGAGAGAGGCUGGAGCAAGAGAGGAAGAGGAGGGAGGAGGAGGAGCAGCAAGAGCGCAUGAAGCUGGAGUUGGAGAGGCAGCGGAGAGAGGAAGAGUUUGAGCGCCAAAGGCAGGAGAUGAGGAGGCGGGAGGAAGAACUAGAGCGAGACAGACAGGAAGUCGAGAGGAAGAGGAGGGAGCAGGAGCAGGAACUGGAGCGCCAAAGGCAGGAGAUGAGGAGGAGGGAGGAGGAGCUAGAGCGUUUAAGGCAGCAGGAGGAGGAGAGGAAGAGGAGAGAGGAGGAGCUGGAACACCUGAAGGUGGAGGAGGAGAGGAGGAAGAGGGAUGCAGAGGAGGAGCGCCAAAGGCAGGUGGAAGAGGAGAGGAGGAAGAGGGAAGCAGAGGAGGAGCGCCAAAGGCAGGUGGAAGAGGAGAUGAGGAGGACCCGAGAGAAGGAGGAAGAGGAGAGGAGGCAGAGGGAAGAGGAGGAGCUUGCGUGGCAGAGGAGGAGAGAGGCAGAGAAGGAGGAGCUGAGGAGGAGGCUGAUGGCGGCGGAAGAGGAAGAGCGGCAAGAGAGGAAGCGUGCCAUCGAGGAGCAACGGGCUAAAUUGCUUGAGACUGAAGAAAGACUUCCAAACAGAGGUUUGUCAAUGCAUCGGGGCGGCAUGGCCCACUGGCUGCUGGAGGAGCAAGCCAAGAGCACACGGGAAAAAGUGGCACACGGUCAAAGGGCCGCAAGCGAGCUGGAGAAGGAGAGGAGAAACAUUCUCGUUGCCAUGAGAUACAGGGAGCCCCAGAGAGUGAUAGGCGGCGAUGUGGUCGACGCAAUGGGUGGGCAGCCGCCAUCACAGGCGGAGCUCCAACGCCAGCAGCUCCUGAACGACAUGAAGAAGAAAACGAACUUAUUGACGGACAGCAGCUGGAUCCGCCAACGCUCCGCCACCACCCCUAGCAACAGCGACCUGCCAUCUACGCGCAGGGGCGGCUCUCUUGACCACCUGGAUAACCCCCCCAACUCCUGGCGUUCGUCUUGGACACUCAGGAGCGACUCCCAUAUACCAAACUACUCGCGGCCUCACUCCGCCCUCUCCGGCAACGUUCCCUUUUACGGCGAUGGGCCGCCAGGGGCGCGGUUCGGCUCGAGCACUCUGCCCGCCUCUUUCGGGGGCCCAGCAGCUGGGAACACCCCCUGGUCUGGGCAGUUGUCGUCGCUUUCGACAUCUUCUCUCUCACCCACCACCUCCCCAGAACCAGAACCUGGUUCUGACGCAGGUGGUCGGCAGCAGCGCAGCAGGUCUGUGAGCGGUAAGAAAGUAUGUACUAUGUGUGACCUGGCGCUGGGAAAAGGAGCAGCCAUGAUCAUCGAGUCCCUCGGACUCUGUUAUCAUUUGACCUGUUUUAAGUGCAUCGACUGCAAAACGGCCCUCGGGGGAUCGGAAGCCGGGGCUGAAGUCCGAAUUCGAAACAAACAGCUCUACUGUAACACCUGCUACAUGCGAUUCAAAACUGGCCAGCCCACCUCGAUUUAAUUUGAGGGUCCUCCAGAAGAUCGACGAGGAGACCACAAGCGACAACAACCCGUGAUGCAUCUUCAUUCCUGAGAUUCGAAUUGUUCUUUUUUUAAGUGGGUAAGACUGGUGGUGUAUAUUUUAGGUGCAAGAUGUGAAAUAUUACAACUGUACAAAGGGUUCUUCUUAUACAUGCCAUAUUUGGUUACUACAGGGGUGGGAAAAUCUAAGACCCAUGGGUUCAAAUGCAGAUCAGGUGAACGUUAAUUCUAUCAUAAAUAUCAUAUGUUUUCAUAAAUCUAGCAUGGCCCUUGGAAGAAAAAGGCUCCUCACCCCUCUGCUUGAUAUCUUACUACCGUAUCUUCCUUUUAUUAAAUUUCUAAUGAAAAUAACGUUUCUUCCUACUAGCGGUGUUCAGUGGUCAUUCGCCUACUUAUGUGCCUUUAUGUCUGCAACAGGGAGAAGUCAUUAAGAUUACUAUUAUCAUUAUCCAGGCUGUAUUUAAUGAGAUGAAAUAUUACACAGGUUGUGAAGAAUAUGGAAUGAUGGCACAGAUUUGUAAAUAAAGACUUUAACUCUGA
Molecule: messenger RNA, 5222 nt
Organism: Syngnathus acus (greater pipefish)
Lineage: Eukaryota; Metazoa; Chordata; Actinopteri; Syngnathiformes; Syngnathidae
Gene: lmo7a
Product: LIM domain 7a
Exons: 30
Coding region: 277-4662 (1461 amino acids)
Biological process (GO): regulation of cell adhesion; regulation of signaling
Molecular function (GO): protein binding
Source: RefSeq, a predicted model, not a curated record